Amoebophrya sp. A25 is the source of this 1975-nucleotide messenger RNA. NCBI's taxonomy places the organism in Eukaryota, Dinophyceae, Syndiniales, Amoebophryaceae. The record is from the annotation of a GenBank genome assembly.
AGCUGACCACUAAUGCUAAUUGCCUAGUAGUACUUAAGACAAUCAUAUACACUGCAAUCUUAAGCUCUAUAUUUGGGAAACAAGCCGGGGCCAGCAUUAACUUAAAGAGAUUCCUUCACUCUUAAGCUCUACUUGGCAAAGAAGCAAUUGUGACCGACAUAACCAGUUGCAGUUCUCUCUAACCUUUUCUCUUUCUUCAUCAUCCUGUACAAGCAACAAGGAACAAGAUGUCGUUUCUCCCUGCUUGUGGGGUUCUGAGGUACACGGGCAAUUUGCUUAGUUUCGGCUACAUCCGAUGUCAUCCGAAUCCUGAGGACUACGUCUUUGAAAAUUGGGUUACCCAUGAAGGCGACGUCGCGACGGAACAGUUGGAGAAAAUGCAGGAACUUGGUCAGGAAGUUCUACAAGCGAGGCGGGAAUUGGCAAUAAAUCUUGUGCAGGCACGAGAAGAGGCGAAAGCUAUGUGUAAUGUUCAUCUUGUACAAGAACAACCUCGCCUUCUUCUAGCAUUAUCAUGAAAAUGAAAGGAUAAGAAACUGCUGAAUAUAAAAUGCGCGGAGUCUUUCUUCUAUAAAAAUGAAUUUUCUUUAUCGACCAAUCAUGUCUAUAAUUCUUUCAAUAAAGGGUCACUGAGCUCCUGAAUCUUGCAUGAUCUGACAUUUACACCAUCAUCGCACAUCAGGUCGCGAGUAUUUUGAAGACAUCGUCACGCAGACUCAACCUACGCCCUCGUCCUCGUCUUCUUCAAAUAAGGAGUCCACGAGUGCAAGUGGUUCUCCCAGUUUGAGUCUAUACGACAAAUGCCGCUUAGCCCAAAGCGCGAUGAGGGAGAGCGUGCUGGUGCAUGGAGCGCGGCCCCGAGGUUGCUACGAUAGUUCACAACCUUUGUCGCUGAAGGGAACAAAACUAUCGGACGGGAAAAUGCCUGCUGGGCUGGAGCGUGACCUUCGGAGUGGUGCUAGUUCGCGACUCUCACGUACGGACACCCGCAGAACGAGUGCUGAGGCGUCAUCAAGAGUUCGGAAUUUAUGAAUGUUGCACUGUGUGUCGUGUUAGUCGAGUUUAUUUUCGAUUCCAUGGCAAGUGCAAGUAGAUAAUUUUCGCGAGGACCCAAGAACAUCAUGCAUACAGCUGCUCAAGUAGAAAGACGAUGUAGGAAGUAACUGUAAAAUUUCACAAGAGCAGCCAGCAGUUGAAGUCCUGGAUAUAGUAAAUAGAUUGCCAGUACUACAAUUAUCAUAGUACGCGAGUACAAUCUUCAUACGCAUACUGUCCCACUUUCAUACCCGAUCCCGCUCGUUGGGUCGUUGUUAAGCGACGUUGGUCAAUUCGGAAUGCAAACGUUUAGGCAGCUUGACAGGUCACUCUUUUCCGGUUAUUUCUCUUCCUACCCGUGCCGUAGGCCAAACGACGAGCUCGCUUGCACUGGCCGCAUGAGAAUAGCGCGAAUGAACGUCGACGCACACAGGGCGAGAGCUGAGAAAAUGUGCUUUCACAAGUUAAGACCGCCGUUUUUGAUGAUAAAGACGCUAUAAUCCAUCUUCCAUUAACCAGCGCGCUGUGUGCGUAUGCUGAUCUUAAUCUGUCUUCUAGUUGCGUGUAUUCGUCUUCGAGUGGCUCUUUUGUAAGGGAAAGGGGAACCUUGACAGUCAGAUGGUCGUAGAUGGAUUAUAGCCAAGUUGUAACUUCCUCUAUGUCUUCUUCUAAGCAAAGGUUCUAUACAGCAGAGCAUCGAGCCUGGGUUUUACUCAAAACGGCAACGAGAUCAAAGAGAUACCAUGAUCGAAGAGACUGGAAGCAUGUUCUAGCAGUACUAGCCUCCACGUGAGAUCUUUUACUGCUUCAUCAUGUUUACGAAUGGAACGCGAACGUAGAUCAUGCUAGGAAAGAGCUUGGAUCAGUAUUUUGUCUUUUCCAGGCAUGCUUCAUAACUGACCAAUGUCAGAGAAGCAAGAAGCUGACACGGAUACCAACA